UGGCUGCAAUUCUGCAGUUGGAAAAUCUGACUGGGGCAGCUUCUGAACACAGGCUGGGCCUGCUCACCCUCUGCAGGCCGGCCGAGCGGCCGCCCCCUUCCAGCCUCUCCACGCACGCCUGGAUCGUAGGGGAUUCUCAUCAGCCGCUUUGUGAAGCAGAGGAGAGAUGCCUCAGGAACAGUACACCCACCACCGGGGCACUAUGUCCAGCUCUGAGGGGCCACAGGUAUACAAAGUGGGGAUUUAUGGCUGGCGGAAAAGAUGCCUGUAUUUCUUUGUUCUACUCUUGAUGAUUUUAAUACUGGUGAACUUGGCCAUGACCAUCUGGAUUCUCAAAGUCAUGAACUUCACAAUUGAUGGAAUGGGAAACUUGAGAAUCACAGAAAAAGGUCUAAAGCUAGAAGGAGACUCCGAAUUCUUGCAACCUCUUUACGCCAAAGAAAUCCAGUCCCGACCAGGUAAUGCCCUGUACUUCAAAUCUGCCAGAAAUGUGACAGUGAACAUCCUCAACGAACAGACUAAAGUCCUAACUCAGCUGAUAACAGGGCCAAAAGCUGUAGAAGCUUAUGGCAAAAAGUUCGAGGUAAAGACAGUUUCUGGAAAAUUGCUCUUCUCUGCAGACAACAAUGAAGUGGUAGUAGGAGCUGAGAGACUAAGAGUUUUAGGAGCAGAGGGCACAGUGUUCCCUAAAUCUAUAGAGACACCUAAUGUCAGGGCAGAUCCCUUCAAGGAACUAAGGUUGGAGUCCCCCACCCGGUCUCUGGUGAUGGAGGCCCCAAAAGGAGUAGAAAUAAAUGCAGAAGCUGGCAACAUGGAAGCCACCUGCAGAGCAGAGCUGAGACUGGAGUCCAAAGAUGGAGAGAUUAAGUUAGAUGCUGCGAAAAUCAAACUACCUAGACUGCCUCAUGGAUCCUACACGCCCACAGGAACAAGGCAGAAGGUCUUCGAGAUCUGUGUCUGCGCCAAUGGGAGAUUAUUCCUGUCCCAGGCAGGAACCGGUUCCACUUGUCAGAUAAACACGAGUGUCUGCCUGUGAGAGACGAUGCGUAGUGGACAUUGUCGGCAGCAUCCAGGCCUUUUUCGGCUUUAGACCCUGGCUGCCAGCUAUUUUUACUAGAACACAGAAAGCCUAUCAAAGACCUUUUGUGUGUGUGUGUGUGUGUGUGUGUGUGUGUGAGUGAGUCUGCGUGUGUGGAUGAUAUAAAUAUAUAUAAAUAUAUAUAAAUAAAUAUAUAUAUCCUCUGUAUAAAAUGAGGUUUCAGUACAAAAGGAACCAUGGGUGACCCUGUGAUAUCCACUGUCAUUGCCAUCCCAACCCCACCACAUACAUGAUAAAAAUCAAAACACUAAUUCGGGCCCAAUAUUCCCCAGACCCUGCAGAAUCACACAGUGUAUCGACACUUACUGAAUAUCCGCCUACAUGUGUGAGUAACAGCCUGUCUUUUCCUUUAGUGUCAUUACAAGGCAGUGAUGGCGGGAAUUUGCAAGUCACACCCAAGGGCUGAGACCCUUGUA
Molecule: messenger RNA, 1515 nt
Organism: Eubalaena glacialis (North Atlantic right whale)
Lineage: Eukaryota; Metazoa; Chordata; Mammalia; Artiodactyla; Balaenidae
Gene: SGCD
Product: sarcoglycan delta
Exons: 8
Coding region: 167-1036 (289 amino acids)
Biological process (GO): cardiac muscle tissue development; heart contraction
Cellular component (GO): sarcoglycan complex; sarcolemma
Source: RefSeq, a predicted model, not a curated record